AUGCCGCCGGACACAUCGAAAGGCAAGUUGAAGCGCAAGUCGAGUCGCAGAGAGGGAGAGGAGUUGCGUUUCGAUGGCGGCCAUGCCCGCGAAAUCGAACAGAAAAGGAAUAACGGGCAGAUCUCUUGCGCCGAGUGUAGGAGGCUCAAGAUAAAGUGUGACAAGCAGAUUCCCUGCCAGUCAUGUCAGGCAAGUACUCCGCGUCACACAGCACGAGGUUGUGCUGCAUUGUGUCCUAAUGGCAGCUUGGCUACUGGACAGGGGACUCGGUUUGUUCUGGCUGCCACUGAGCAUCUUCAUCGUCAGAUAGCCAGUAUGAGUGGCCGUAUCCGCCAAUUAGAAGAUGCUCUUGGACACCUCCAGUCACGGCAUUCGGCAGAACCCCAUCCCCUCCUUCGUGACGACCUUUGUGGUGCGGAUCAAAAAGAUGAAAUUAGCUCCAUUGCUCAGCUUGGAGAUAACGCUGCGGGGCCGUCGAAUCCUCCAGAGAUUCUAGAUGCAUUUGGAACACUUUCCAUCGCCGAUCACGGCAUAUCACGCUUUUUCGGCCCCACAGGCGGACCUGAAGUGAGUGUUCUAUCCUUCUCACUCGGUGAAAUACAUGUAUUCAUUCCACCUGAUAGUGCUUAUGCCUCUAGUCCUGAAUCUGGAAGGGAUUCAAUGAGCCCUGGAUUACCGCAAGAAUUUAGGAUGUUUACGCAGGCCUUCCCUUUCACCCCCAUAGGCCCAAUAACAGCUAUUCAGGAUCUGAUAGAAAGUCAUCUACCACCCUUGGAACGGGCCAACUUCCUCACGCAGACUUAUUUCGAGCAAGCUAGCUGGCUAUUCCGCAGCGUGUCUCAAGAACAAGUGAUGGGAGAGUUACUCCCAAUGUAUUACUCAAAUAGUACUGCGACGCCACCGGACGAAUCCAGAGGAGUUCAUGAACUUGGACUUCUUUUACUCAUCUUUGCUAUCGGAGCCCUCGUGGACCUUACGCAGGAUGCCUCCAACCCUGAGGCUGAGCACUACCAUCAACUUGCCCGCGCUAGCAUCUGCCUGCAGCCGGUCAUGGAGAAACCCACCUUGGUUACUGUUCAGGCACUUCAUCUGUUGAGUGCUUACAACGCUAUGAGCGGCAAUGAACUUGCUGCCAAAGACACCAGCAUGGAGACGACAUGGUCGUUGGUUAUCCUUGCAGCGCAUCUCUCCCAAUCCGUGCGUAAUCGGGAUAGUGCCAAGUGGGGUCUUCCUGCCAAAGUUGUGCAAAGGCGGCGCCUUCUCUUUUGGGAUCUCUUUGUCGCUGAUGCCUGGAGUAGCUUACACACCGGUCGCCCGCCGACUUUUUCCUUACCUUACGCGGAUUGCCGUUUCCCUGAGCCUCCAGCUUCCGCCGAAAACGACGGGGAAUCUGGUCGUCACGCAGAAUCAUGGUGUGUCAGGUAUGCGGCUGACUGCGUCGCGGAAGUCGCCACGCGUACGUUGACGGCUGAAGCGCCGACUUAUGCUGUAAUAAUGGAAAUCGAUCGCAAAGUUCGCGAUUAUCCGUUCCCAGAUGUUGCCGCUUUGGCAUCUGGUACCUCGCCGCCCCCAAUUACUGAGGAGCCAGUGAGUCUUGCAAAAUCAAUGGGCCGUCUUGUAAUGUCUCACUCUAAAGAAACCUUGCUACUCUACAUUCAUCGCAGUUUCUUCGCGCAGGCUAUCAUUGAGAACCCUGUGAAUCCGUUAAAGAGUGCAUAUGCCCCAUCAUUCCUAGCUGCUUACCGGGCGUCUCAGACGAUACUGCGAACCAUCCAACAAGCGUUCCAAGAAUGCCCUAGUCUCUGUUCUCGCUUUUGGACUAUCUGGACUUUCGCAUUUUCUGCAGCCAUCGUCUUUGGGACAAUUGUCACUCGAGGGCCACAAUCUCCACUGGCGUCUAAUGCUAUGAAGGAACUGGACGAUGCGUGCCUUCUUUUUUCAAGAGCAGCUACACAUAGCAGACGUGCUGCUAAGGCUCUGCCAAUCAUCACCAAACUGAGGGAGAAGGCGCAUGUAUCCCUCGUUGCUGCUCAGAAUGAACUGCCAUCACAACGGCUCGGUCAGCAAUGGAGCGUAAAGGUGGAGCAAGAUGACGAUGAACUCGAUAUUUUUGCUGGAAGAACUAGAUUUCUUUCGGUGAAACGACCUACAGGUCUCCCUGCAGACUACCCGGUGGCUUCUUCAAACAGCAACACAUAUCUAGUAGCUGGUCCCACCGAGCAACCAACCGCACAAAUAUAUCGCCCGGAGGCUGCAGCUGACUGGGUUCAUUCGGCCUCGGACCGUGGUGGUCGUUUUGAUAUGCAUCAUUCAAGUUCCACCGCACCCAGUGCAAGCACUAACAUUUCGAGCCAGUCAUGGCGACAGCCCCAGAGUUCUGAUUAUCCAUAUACUCCCGUGCAUCACGUUCCGGUACCUGCUGCAGGUUCAUCCACCUACUGGGCUCCAGCAAGUGCAACUUCGCAGCAGUAUAGUCAGCCUCCGCUUACAGUUCCUUCCUCCCAGUCGCACGCCUAUCAGUACAACUCGUCUUCUGUGGCCCCAUACCAUGGCGAACAGAGCCGGCCGGUGCCUACAGAGAUCGCCGGACUUGGCCUGGUAUCGCAGGAUUCAAGGCUUGAUGAACGAUGGACCUCCUUUAUGCGGGAUUCUGGUUAUUUCGAUGGUGUUGGGUACAGAACGCAGUGA
Suillus subaureus is the source of this 2688-nucleotide messenger RNA. RefSeq lists its product as uncharacterized. The record is from RefSeq and is a predicted model, not a curated record. NCBI's taxonomy places the organism in Eukaryota, Fungi, Basidiomycota, Agaricomycetes, Boletales, Suillaceae. Gene Ontology annotation, molecular function: zinc ion binding; DNA-binding transcription factor activity, RNA polymerase II-specific; DNA binding. The transcript has 12 exons. Gene Ontology annotation, biological process: regulation of DNA-templated transcription; DNA-templated transcription. Bases 1 to 2688 code for a protein of 895 amino acids.